UAUUUAUAAUUUGUUAUUUAUAUUUCAAAAAAUUGUUUUGACCAAAUAAAAGUGCAACGACUUAAAAAUAGAAAAUAGAGAACAAUGUAUAAACACCGAAGUGUUACGGGGUGCGUUUUCAUUUCCCCAAUGUGCAUAUCUGGGAAGUCGACGAUCUCGGUGGAGCUCUGCAACCAGUGUUUCACAUGGAGGAGAAGCUUAAAGAUAUCGGAAGUCCACCGGCAGCAACCUUCUCAACCCCGCAGAAGGCGGCGGAGGCUCCACCUGCGGACCAACCCACUUCUCGGAGAAGGGGCGGUGGUCAGAAGAGGAAGGCAAGCGCCUUAGGCAGCGGUGGAAGUUCGGCUCCUCCUUCUACUUCUUCGAAGCGCCAGGCUAGAGAAAAGAGUCCUGCGGUUCCCUUCCCUCCGAUCCACCACGGCCCGUGCACCAGAGCUCGACAGCUGCCCAGCAACACCGCAUCUGUGUCGUCUCCAUCAAACUCAGGUGUCAAAAGCGAGGCAAAUGCCGCGGCGCUUCCAACAGCAGGACCAGAAGAGGUUGAGAAGGCCGAGGAUGUGACAAUUGAAGCCAAGGAUGAUUUGGAGGCAAUUGAGGCAAAACUUGAAGCUGAAUUUGAAUUAAUUAGGUCUCGAGAUGCUAAUGCCCAUGUGGUUCCCAGUCAUGCUGGCUGGUUUUCUUGGAUAAAAAUUCAUUCAUUGGAGGAGAAAACAAUGCCAUCCUUCUUUAACGGGAAGUCCCCGGACAGGACCCCUGAAAUGUACAUGGAGAUACGUAACUGGAUCAUGAGGAAGUGUCACGCAGACCCCAACACUCGUAUUGAAUUGAAGGAUUUGUCCGAGCUCUCCACUGGCGUGUUGGAUGCAAGGCAAGAGGUGAUGGAAUUUCUGGACUACUGGGGCUUGAUCAAUUACCACCCUUUCCCUCAACCUGAUUCUGCUAUGAAUGUGGAUACUGAUGUAGAGAAAGCACAAAAGGCAGAUUCAUUGCUGGAUAAGUUGUUCCGGUUUGAGUCCGAGGAAACAUGGACACCAGUUGUCCCCAAGACGAACAUGGCUCCUCAAGCCCUGACAUCUGGACUAUUUUCCGAGUCUACUUUGAUGGAAGAAUUGGUGAAGUCUGAGGGACCUUCGGUUGAGUACCACUGUAACUCUUGCUCAGGCGAUUGCUCCCGAAAACGUUAUCAUUGUCAGAAGCAGGCUGAUUUUGAUUUAUGUACGGAAUGCUUCAACAACGGAAAAUUUGGGACUGAUAUGGCCCCCUCAGAUUUCAUCCUCAUGGAGCCUGCCGAGACUGGGGGUGCAAGCAGCGGAAAGUGGACCGAUCAGGAAACUCUCCUUCUUCUUGAAGCAUUAGAACUUUUCAAAGAUAACUGGAAUGAGAUCGCUGAGCAUGUUGCAACAAAGACAAAAGCACAGUGCAUCUUGCAUUUUGUUGAAAUGCCUAUAGAGGAUAUGUUCUUGGAUGAAGAUAACAAAAAUGAUAACAUUUUUGAUAUUGACGGCAUUUCUGUUAAUGAUGACUGUUCUGCUUCUAAAGGCAGCCUUGAGGGAACAGAGAAUAAGAAUGAUGGAAAUGAGAAUCAGCCUUCAUCACCCUCGAUUGUAACUUCAAAGCAGGAUGAUGUAAAUGAUUCAAAUGCUAAAGAACAAUAUGGGAAGAACUGUGCACUUGAAGCUCUUAGGGAAGCAUUUGUAGCUGUCGGCUAUUUUCCUUCACCUGGAGAACACGUUUCAUUUGCUGAAGCAGGCAAUCCUGUAAUGGCAUUGGCAGCUUUCCUAGUGAAGUUGGUGGAAUCUAAUGUAACUACUGCUUCAGUGCGUAAUUCUUUGAGAGCUGUUUCCGGCGAGCAAUUAGCUGCCAGGCACUGUUUUCUUUUAGAAGAUCCUUCUGAUGAAAAUAAAUCAUCUAACUCUGAUAGAGCUGUCACUGAACAGACUGAGCCCGAAGCACAGCAUGAAGAGCCUACCUCAGAAACUGGUAAUAUUGAUUUGUCUGUUGAACAGAGUAAUGAGAACAACCAUGUAAAAGAAAAUGACAAAAAGAGAGAAACCGUGGAGGAGAAGAAACAUAGAGAAUCAGGAGAGAGCAAUUCAAAUGGGUUCAGAGAAGAAACACUAUCUUCUCAUUGUGAACAUUUAAAAAAAAAUGAUGCCAGAAAGGAAACUGAUGGAAAGAUUGAUUCUCUUCAUGGAAAUGAAAGAGAUGAAGCAGAUAUGCAAAAGCAAGAAGCACCAAGUACUGCUGAUGGGUUAGAUUCUCUUAAAUUAAAAGCGGAUCCUCCUUCCAGUUCAUCAAAGGAAUGUGAUGCUGUUGCGUCAGCAGCCAUACCUUCUCAUACUCUAGACUCUCCAAAAGACGAGGAUAUGAUGCCUGGUAUAGAAAAGAGAGAGCCCGAAGAAUCCAUCUCGCUGGUUGAAAACAAAGAUAAACCAAAAGGUGAAGAAAAGGACAACGAGACUGUGAAGAAAGAUGCUUCGGAUGCCAAAAGCGAUUGCGAUAUAGUUAAGAUUAAGCGUGCUGCAGUCACUGCUUUGUCAGCUGCAGCAGUGAAAGCAAAGUUUCUUGCUGGUCAAGAAGAAGAUCAGAUUCGGAAACUUGCUACAUUUGUAAUAGAAAAACAGUUACAUAAGCUAGAGACGAAGUUAACUUUCUACGGUGAAAUGGAGAACACCUUGGGAAGAGUUAGAGAACAGUUAGAAAGGUCAAAACAGAAACUUUUCCACGAGAGAGCACAUAUAAUUGCAACCCGAUUAGGCAUGUCUGCAACUUCAAAUCGUCCUGUGUCACAGCCAAUGCAGCCUGCCAACAAGCCAGGACUGGCUUUUCCUGCAGCAGCACCUAGGCCUUUAACUGGCAUGAACUCUACAAGGCCGCCAAUUUCAAGACCCAUAGUGUCAUCAAUGGCUGCUCCUGUGUCAAUCAUGCCAACUGCAGUUGCAGGAAGUCCAGCACAGCCUCCAAACACUGAUAGUGUGUCAUCAGUUGGGAAUAAGUGAUCUCUUUUUGUUCAUUGAACCUUUAGCUUUCUAGAGACAACCUGGAGAACUUCCUCUGUAUCAAGUUUUGUGUGUUUCUUGACUUUACUUUCUUAUGAACGGCAGCUGGCCAGGAAAGUAUCUGCAGUGAAAUGCAACAACAUAUUUAGCCUGAACUCAUACAUACGCAUUAGCAGGUAACAGCUUACAUCCUUUUUUUUUGUUUGGAAUAGGCAAAAUCUUCUCUCACCGCUUAUAUGCCUAUUUUCAGCCUGACUUCCUUCAUGUAUUAAAGUCAUUUGUUCAUUGUAUGUAUGUGUCAGUAUCAUGUAAAACUAUAAGCUUUCUAAUGGACAUUUCUUAGAUAUUCAUAUUAGCAGAUGUCUUGGUACGUUGCCCUACUUUGUCAUCAUCAACUAUCAUAGGGGUUUUGGGAAAUUC
Messenger RNA from Cuscuta campestris, 3419 nucleotides. NCBI's taxonomy places the organism in Eukaryota, Viridiplantae, Streptophyta, Magnoliopsida, Solanales, Convolvulaceae. The record is from the annotation of a GenBank genome assembly.